Molecule: messenger RNA, 2434 nt
Organism: Linum trigynum
Lineage: Eukaryota; Viridiplantae; Streptophyta; Magnoliopsida; Malpighiales; Linaceae
Source: the annotation of a GenBank genome assembly
CGUGAGCUCGUUCCGAGCUCACCGUGGAUUAGUCUCAAUCAAUCGAUCGAGGAUACCACGUAAAAUCGUUGUCUCGUGUGUUGUUUUGUCUUCCGCAUCAUCAAUUUCUUCAUGGUAUCAGAGCAAAACUCGAUCCCUUGUUUAGGGUUUUGAGCUUCCGCAGUCAAGGUGAAGUCCAGCCCGCCGUCCGUCAAUCUCUCAAGCUACCUUUACAGUAGCCACCGUUGGUAGUCAACUCAAUGUUGGCGUCUCUCCAACAUCAUCUCGGCGUCCCCUCGAUAGUCAUGGUUGUCGUUGAAAGAAGAGCCGAUUUCCAAUCCGGCCUUCUACUCCGGAUUCGUAUCAUGGUCGGCGAAGUCCUUCCCGCCGUCAAGAACAAGAUCUCCAGCUCCAUUGCAUCCUCUCCAGUGGAAUCAAUGUCAUAUUCGCCGCUAUUGAUGAUGUUGUCGUCGUCCCACACCAUCGUCGUCCGCGCAUCGUCGUCAUCAGCUUUUGUGUUGUCGUUUGGUCAAUUAUGUUUGGAGAGAGACAACUUCGACCGACGUAUGUUGACCUCCUAUUAUGUUUGGUCAAUUAUGUUUGGAAGGUAACGAGUUCUAGCACCAAGAUCAAGCACUUCCGUUGCCGCUUGGUUAAAUCAGUUUGGGGUACCGGACUUGGCUUCUUUGUCCAGUCAACGUCACUCUAAGUGUGGAAGGUGGAGUUUUAUCUAACGGCAUGUCAUGUAGCUGGUUAUAUCAUCGUGAAUCUUCACCAACAUCGAUUAAAGUCAUGGCAUUGAAGACAGCCACGACCUGCAGUGGUUGUCCCUUCAGUAGCUAGUGUUGGGGAGAUACGGCUUUCGUCAACAAAGAAGUUCAAUGCGAGGCAGUCACGAUCAAAGAAGUGAUCGUCCCCUCCGCUUUCAACAUCGGUCAAUGUUGAGUCAUUACCAUUCUCACUUUCAAGCUGGGCAUUCACGUCAUUCAUGCUCCAGCUUGAGGGGGGAAUAGGAGGUCAACAUACGUCGGUCGACUAGCUCAGUCAUCAAGUCGAUCGCGUCUAUCUAUCCGUCAGGAAGAUCAAGAGACGUAGUCAAUCGUCUCCGUCAGUGAGUUCAAGAGACGCAGUCAACUGUCUCCGUCAGGAAGUUCUAGAAGACGCAGUCAACCGUCUUCAUAAGGUUGUUCAAGGGAGAGAGUCAGUCGUCUCCAAAUCAACCUCGUCCGAGAUGUUAUUCAUCUCGAGUUAUGUUGUUCAAGCUUGUCAUGCUUGUUCGUCACAUUUCGUUUUUCAAGCUCGACAUUCAUGUCACUCCUGUCUUCGCUUGAGGGGGAGUGUUGAGGAUAUUAAUUAUUUAGUCAAAAAUAAUUAAUUCCUUGUUCUCCAAGUUCCUUGUUUCCUUGUCCCGGUAAAAGAAGUAACUUGGUUGUCAUUAGGGUUUUAACCCUAAGUCUCUCUAUAUAAGCUUAGCUACGAGAUUGUCGUAAGCAAGACGUCACAAUGUAGUCUUAUAAUAAAAUCGUCAGCCGUGAGCUCGUUCCGAGCUCACCGUGGAUUAGUCUCGAUCAAUCAAUCGAUCGAGGAUACCACGUAAAAUCAUUGUCUCGUGUGUUGUUUUGUCUUCCGCAUCAUCAAUUUCUUCAGACGGUUAUGAUUCGUCCAAAUAUAGGCAAAAAAAAAAUCAAUGCACAAUAUGAGGGCUUAUAGUUUAUGAUUUAGAUAAUUAGGACCUACAGGGUCCACUCAUUAAGGGUUAGGAUAUAGUAUCUUGCCCAAACAUCCUACUAAUUCGAGGUCUAGAUAGCGCUUUUAUACUCAAGGUAUCUGGUACCCCGGAUUUCACCCGAGGUACCGUAGAAGGCACUAUAUAUAUAUAUACCAGCGAGCUCAUUGAUAGUCGGAAGAGGAGAGGUAAAUCGGGGGUGGUCUUGAAACUUGACAUCGAGAAGGCUUUCGAUUCCUGCAACUUGGGCUGUUUAUUCGACAUCAUAGCAGAUUUGGGCUUUAAUCAGAGAAUUUUAAAAUGGGGAGUCGAAUGGAGAUUUUGAGCCGCUAGCAUAUAAAAUUUACUGCUCACACCUUCAAGUCGAUUCAACGCUUUAAUCUUGACUCAUAUAACCUUAUUUUGUGUGUAUAAUAAUCAUAUCGGACAUUACUAAUCUCCAUUAGGUUAACCCCAUACCAGCUAAAUACUUAACGAGGGAUGAUUUGAAAAUUGUCAGAAUUGUUCAAUCUACACACUAAAAUAGAAGUAACACGGUCAAUGUAUAAUUAACAAACUUUGUUCAUAAGCCCGUACAUAGGUGUAUAAUUAACCCUAAUUAUAUAUGUAUGGUAUAUUUACCUACUUAUAGCUCCACGGAGAGGCAAAUAGAUACAUCGCCGGCAAUGGAUGAUUUCAAUACAAAUAUUAAUAUGCUAUCACGAAUCUCAAUACAAAUAUUUCAAUGUC